UUAUAUAUAAUUCACAUGACACAUCUGUGUUCAAGGAAAGAGAAUGAAGAUGAGGGGACUGUUUCCGCCCCUAAAGUUUUUCUGCUUCUUAAAUUUGUAUAUUAUUCACUAGAAAAGUUUUAUUGUCAUGAAAUAGUUACAACGUAGUAUUAUGCUCUUCGACAAGUCUUGUACAUAUUACAAUUCCUAGAAGUAAUUGUAUAUUUAUGUACACCUUUUGUACAACUUUUUUUAAUAACGAUUACGAUUUUGAAAAGAAAUUAACGUGAUCUUCAUCGAUUCGACUCAUGGCUUUACGUAUGAUGUCAGCAAUAGUGCCAAGCACACACAAUGUAACUGAUUCUAAUCAAAGUUAUGACCAUGCAACAGAGCGACAGAAACUGUUGGAAAAUUUAUUAGCUGCUGCAAAGAAAUGUCAUAUUAGAUUUGGUGGACGUACUGAAUUAGCAACUGAAUCUGAUAUAUGUGUUACGCAACUAUGCCACAUAUUUGAAUCAAUCUUUAGUCAUGGUUUGCGUACAAACUGCAUUGAAAAAAUUAAUUCAGCUUUAAGGCAUGUUUCAGACAUAGUAUCUGGUAGUAAUAUAAAAUCAUACAACACAUCAGAUAUGGCAUUUUGGCCAUGUAUAAAGGAACAGUUAACUUGGCAUGAACAAGAACGUUUCAGUGUGUUAAAAAAAGUUCAUACAGAUUAUGGCAGGGGUAGAGCAUGGCUCAGAGCUGUUUUAAAUGAACGUUCUUUAGAACGUCAUUUGCAUGCUAUACUCGAUUUUUCAAUAUUAUCUCCAUUUUAUGAAGAUUGGGCAUUUUUACUUGACCAAGAACGAAGUGCUGUAUUACCAGAUGUAGCAGCAGGACUUGGUAGUAUUUUAUUUGCAAUUAGAAUUGAUAAUGAAGAAUUAGAUAAUAAUUCAAAAAGCAAAGAACUGGAAAAACAUAAAGUUUCACUGUCUGAACCAAUUAUAUCAUCUACUAUACCAGGACCUACUUCAAAACAGAAGCAAAGAAAAAAAGUACCAACUCACAUAAUUUCUUUUGAUAAUGAAAAUGAAGAACAAGAAAAUACAGAAGCUUCCCUUUCAGUUAGUGCACCUCCAACUUGUCUUAAUUCUCCUACAGUAAUAUCAACAAAAGUUUCUACAUCACCUAGUUCAUCAGUUUUACAAUCUCAACACGAAACAAAUAAUGUUACUACAAUAACUAAUAAGGAACCUUCUGACUGGGAAAAUAGUGAAACCUUUGAAGAAGAAAAAGUAUUAACGCCAGUCACAAAUUCUGGAAAUAUGGGUGGACUAGUUCCUGUAUCACCAUUAGAUCAAACAUUGGAUGAUAUGUUGAUAGCGUUACCAAGUUACUUAGAUGACUCAUCUGAAGUAGCAGAACCUGCUGUAGAAGCUACUGAACCUCUUACAGAUUUAGAUAUUCAUACAGAUGCUGAUAGUUUAGAUAUCGAAGCGUUACGAGUAAGAUUAUUAGCCAUGACUGAAAUGUUAGAGCAAGCUAAAGAAGACGCUAUGACCAGCAGAUUACAGCUUGCUCGUUUACAAAGACAACAUCAAAAUUAUCUUGAAAGACACGAAUUACAAAUACAAGCAUUAAAUAGAGAAAAUGAAUUAUUAAGACAACAGUUACGCAAGUACGUAACGGCAGUACAAAUGUUGAGAAGAGAUUCAGAUUCUACCACAGUUUCCGAAGAAGAUCCAGCAUUAGAUUAUCAUUACGAAGCCCAACAAUAUGAAGAAAAAUUAAUUCAAGUUGCAGACAUGCAUGCAGAAUUAAUGGAAUUUAAUGCUAGAUUAACUUUACAAUUAAAUGACAGGGAUAGAUUAGUUAAAUUGUUACAAGCUGAGUUAGAGUGCCUUCGUGGCCCUAUAAAUGAAGAUGACUUACCAUUAGAACCACCAUGUCUCAUACAUAUAUGGAUUCCAUCCGCGUUUCUUACUGGACAGCCUUCUGACAUACAUCAUGUUUAUCAGAUAUACGUACGUAUUAGGGAUACCGAAUGGAAUAUAUAUAGACGAUAUGCGCAAUUUCAUGCACUUUAUAGAGAAUUAAAAAAACAUGACGCAAUUGUUACAACUUUUGAAUUCCCACCAAAGAAGACAAUAGGAAAUAAGGAUGCUAAAUUUGUGGAAGAACGACGUCAAAAAUUACAACAAUGGUUAAGACGAAUUGUUGGAAGAUUGGCACAAUGUUCUCCAGCAUUUGCAUCUAGACCAAGUAGACAAACACUUAUAUCUUUAAUGCCUUUCUUUGGUGAUAACCCUAAUACUGAGGAUUCGAGGAAAAAUAACUCUACCAGAAACACGUUUUCUUCUUCCCCUCAAUACAUGGGUUUAUAAUUAUUAACGUUUUUAUAGACAAUUUGUACAUACAUGAAGCUUUUUUAAUUUAAUGUAUAAAAUACUUAUGUUUUGCUCUAUAUGUGUGUAUUUAUAUAUAUAUAUAUAUAUAUAUUGUUGACAAUUGGAGAUACGAGCAUAUGCCUGUAUGUAACAGCUAUAAUUAAUAUACAUUCACACAUAUGCAUAUCGUUUAUAGACGAUAUAUGUAUAAAAGUAACAUGUAGUUACUAAUUAAAAGUUAAUCCUUUUUUUACAAAA
This is a messenger RNA of Frieseomelitta varia, 2603 nucleotides long. Its product is annotated as sorting nexin-29. Gene Ontology annotation, molecular function: phosphatidylinositol binding. NCBI's taxonomy places the organism in Eukaryota, Metazoa, Arthropoda, Insecta, Hymenoptera, Apidae. The coding region runs from base 288 to 2342 and encodes 684 amino acids. The transcript is spliced from 12 exons. The record is from RefSeq and is a predicted model, not a curated record.